CUUCAUAACUACAAUAAUAUUACAGUCUCAUACAAAAUCAUCAUAAUAUAAAUACCCACCCAUGACCCUUCAACUUCAAUCAUUAUACAAACAGCUUCAGAGCUGAGAGAUAAACAGAGAGAGACCACAAGGUUGAAGAGAAUCAAAGAUAAAAGAUGGUGAGAGCUCCAUGCUGUGAGAAGAUGGGACUGAAGAAAGGACCAUGGACUCCUGAAGAAGAUCUUAUUCUAAUCAAUUUCAUCAAUCUCCAUGGCCAUCCCAAUUGGCGCUCUCUUCCCAAACAAGCCGGUUUAUUAAGGUGUGGAAAGAGUUGCAGACUCCGAUGGACAAAUUACUUGAGGCCGGACAUUAAACGAGGAAACUUCACCAGAGAAGAAGAGGAUGCUAUCAUAGAGUUGCAUGAAAAGUUGGGAAAUAGAUGGUCAGCCAUUGCAGCAAGAUUGCCAGGACGCACAGACAAUGAGAUAAAAAAUGUGUGGCACACUCACUUGAAAAAGAGACUCAGCCAAAACAUGACCACCCCAGUAACCAAACAACCCCAAUCUACCACAAAUAUACAAAUAUAUGACCAAAUCACACAAAAAGAAUCAGAACCCAUGAAUUAUUAUCCUAAUCAAGUGAGGCUUCAAAGCCCACAACAUUCAUCCAGUGACAUCUCCUCCGUCACCACCACAACAUGGAUGAAAGGUGAUGAAUUAGACAACUUCUUUGAGGUGGAUGAUAAUUUUUGGUCAGAAGUGUUCUCGGCUGACAACUCCGGCACGAUGAAUGAUUUUCUGGCAACCACAGCUGACCCACAAGUUCAAUUUCAAUUCUCCCCAAUUGAUGGAGCGGAACAUGCUCAUGGGUACAACCCAAGCGUGGACUACUAUUGGUACAACCUCUUGACAACAGCUGGGGAACUACCAAAUUUGACCGAGUUUUAGCAUGCAAGUGUUUCAAUUGUAAUUUAUAUUUUAUAUUUAUUUUUUAUUUUUUGCCUUUCUUUUCUUUUAGACCAUCUCGAAGGCUUCAUCCAACUUGGCAUCAGAUUUAAAUUUUGGUAAAAAAAUCACUUUUUGGUGCUCCAAUAGUUUCAGUAAAUUGGUAUCAAAAUGAGAAAACAUCAAACGUUCCACCAAACUGAGAACGAGUUGCUCUUUUCACCAAUUCACUGUGUAUAGCCGUUAAAGCAGAAAUUUGUGAAAAUUUUACACA
Molecule: messenger RNA, 1197 nt
Organism: Camellia sinensis
Lineage: Eukaryota; Viridiplantae; Streptophyta; Magnoliopsida; Ericales; Theaceae
Product: transcription factor MYB14
Source: RefSeq, a predicted model, not a curated record